GGUGGCGGCGAUUACGACGUUGCCUCUCUGGGUCCUCGCCUCCUCUCGGCCGCGUAGCCAGUCUGUCCCCUCCCUCCCUCGAUGUACCCGCCUCUCCGCGCACCAGCCCGCCGCGUCUCCCCGCCCUCGCCCUCCUCAUCCCUGUCUCUCUGCAGCACCAGCGGCGGGGGCCUCCCGCAUCCUUCCAAGUCCCCUGUGACCCGCGGGGCUGCGCUUCCCCCGGUCCCCGAGACGCCUCCGCCCCGGGCGCGGUGAGAGAGCCAGGAUUUCGGGCCCGGGCCGAGAGCGGGGAGAGAGGUUUCUGCCUGACGCCGAGGCCGUCAGUCCGUGCGGUCAGAGAGGUCCGCUCCGGUCCGGUCCCUGCGGAGGGACGGAGCCGGGACUUCGGGGCCGAGGAGGGCCCUCCGUGAGGGAACCUUUAUCCUCGUGCCUCCACAGCCCCUAGCCCCACCACACACCACACCCCGGGGUCCCCGUCCGCACACGAGCUGCGGGACCGGGAUGGAGGUGCGGGGACCCUGGUCCUAGACGUGGCCCGUGGGGAAGAUGGCGACUCCAGGGAUGAGCUGGCAGCAGCAUUAUUACUCGGCAGCCGGGGGGGCGACGAAAUUCUCUUCCUCGGCCGGGGCUCAGCAGUCGGCGUUCAGCAUGGACUACAGCCAGGAUCUCCAUUUGAAGAUGAGCAAGAAGAUUGCUCAGCUCACCAAGGUAAUAUAUGCUUUGAACACUAAAAAUGAUGAGCAUGAAUCUUCUCUUCAAGCCCUUAGAGAUGCUCAUGAAGAGGAAAUUCAACAAAUACUUGGAGAAACAAGAGAAAAGAUUUUGCAAUAUAAAAGUAAACUUACAGAGGAGUCAGACCUUAAAAGAAAGAUCCAAGUUUUAGAAGAGUCACUAGAAGGUCAUAAAAAGAUGAAACAUCAGGCUUUGACUGAGUUUGAAGCUUACAAACACAGAAUGGAAGACAUGCACAUUUGUACAGAAGCACAGCAUGUUCAACGUGUGCUAACAAUGGCUAGAGAAGUUGAAGAGAUCAGAAAGAAGUUUGAGGAGAAGUUGGAGAGCUUUGCACAACUUCAGGUACAGUUUGAGAAAGAUAAAUUGCGGGCUCUGGAUAACUUGAAAGCUGAACAUAUACAUGAAAUCCAAGAACUUCUUCAGACCCAGGAGUGUCACAGUGCCUCAUUAAGUAAGGGGCAGGAAAAGGUGGAAGAACUGCACAGAAUUGAAGUGGAAGGUUUAAAUAAAAAACUUGAAGAACUAAAGAUUGAAAGGAAAAAACUAAUUGAGGAUUAUGAAGGCAAGCUAAGCAAAGCUCAGUCCUUUUAUGAGCAUGAACUUGAUACUUUGAAACGGUCCCAACACUUUACAGCUGAUAGCCUCCAUGCUAGCAAAGAAAAAGAAGCAGAUCUGAGAAAGGAAUUUCAGAGUCAAGAAGCAGUCUUACGUAAGACCAUAAUUAACCUUAGGACGGAUUUACAAAAGGCACUGGAUGAAACCGGAAGUCUUCAUGAAAAAUGCCAUAAGCUUCAAUUAGCACUUGGUACAUCAGAAAACAAUGUUAUGGUUCUUCAGAAACAGCUAGAUGAUGUCAAAGAAGAGGAAAUAACUUUACUAAGCAAACAUAAGGAGGUGGAAAGUGAGCUGGCAGCUGCUAGAGAACGGUUACAGCAGCAAGCUUCAGAUCUUGUCCUUAAAGCUAGUCAUAUUGGAAUGCUCCAAGCUACUCAAAUGUCACAGGAGGCUGCAAUAAGAGAACUGGAGUCUGAAAAAUUAUUGGCAAAGGAGAGAGUAUCCCAACUUGAAGAAGAAAAAAAUUUUUUGCAAAGCAGAACCCGAAGUCUAGAUGAACAACAGAAAAAGCAGAUUCUAGAACUGGAAAUGCAAAUAAGUGAAGCAAAGAAAACUCAAAAAGAAUAUUAUGAGAAAGAACUAAUAAACCUGCAGACUAGAUUGGAAGGGGAAACAGCACAGUUAAAUGAAGCACACUCAAAGACUUUGGAAGAAUUAGCUUGGAAGCACCAUAUUGCAAUUGAGACUGCCCAUAGUAAUGCAAAUAAGGAUAAGAAAAAGCUACAAAUGGAACUAGAAGAACAAUAUGAAAAAGAAAAGCUACAACUUGAAGAAGAUAAAAGUCAACUUAAACAGCAGAUGGAAAGACUAAGGGAAGAACUGACAACCAAACUCAAUAUAGCUAAUCAGGAGGUUUCUCGCCUUCAGGAUCUGGUAAAUAAAAGUGAACAAGGCCUUGGCUCUGCAGAAGGGGUUAUCUCUGAUCUCCAGGACUCCCGUGGACAACUUCAGAAUGAACUAGAUUUAACCAAAGUUAAACUAAGAGAGACCACAGACUCAUUAUUAAAUCUUGAGAGAGAACUACAACAAGAAAGACAACAGCAUAAGACAUUGCUUGCUACCAUGAGGGAAGAUGAGAAGUACAAAGUGGACAAAAUGGCCCAAGACUUAGAAAUAAAAUGGACUGAAAAUCUUAGACAAGAGUGUUCCAAGCUUCGAGAAGAGUUAAGACUUCAGCAUGAAGAGGAUAAAAAGUCAGCAAUGACUCAACUUUUACAGCUAAAAGAACGGGAAAAGAAUGCUGCCAGGGAUGGAUGGCAGAAGAAGGUAGAAGAUCUUUUAGACCAGAGGCACUGUCUGGGUGAAGCUUUGCAUAAAUCUAUCAACAAUAUUUCCUUGCUGAAACAGAACUUGGAGAUGCAGCUCUCACAGUCUCAGACUUCUUUGCAGCAACUACAAGCCCAAUUUACACAGGAGCGACAACGGCUUACACAAGAGCUUGAAGAAUUAGAAGAACAACACCAACAAAGACACAAAUCCUUAAAAGAAGCACAUGUCCUUGCAUUUCAAAAUAUGGAAGAAACAAAAGAACAGGAGCAGAAGGCACUUGAAAAUCAGUUACAACAGAAACAUUCAGCUGAGCUUCAGUCAUUAAAAGAUGCACAUAGAAUGUCCAUGGAGGGUUUCAGGAUAGAAAUGGAACAGGAACUCCAGACUCUUCGAUUUGAAUUGGAAGAUGAAGGAAAGGCUAUGCUAGCUUCCUUACGCUCAGAACUAAAUCAUCAACAUGCUGCAGCAGUGGAUUUGUUAAGGCAUAAUCAUCAGCAAGAACUGAUAGCUGCUAAAAUGGAACUGGAAAGAAACAUAGAAGUCAGUAGAAGACAGGAUGAGGAAUAUAUGUGUCGUAUAUCAGAUCUACAAGAGGAACUAAGGCAUAGAGAACACCAUAUAUCUGAAUUAGAUAAGGAGAUACAACAUCUUCAUGAUAGUAUAAGUGCUUUAACCAAAGAGUUAGAGUUUAAGGGAAAAGAAAUUCUCAGAAUACGCAGUGAAUCAAACCAGCAAAUAAGGUUGCAUGAGCAAGAUUUUAACAAGAAACUUGAAAAAGAGCUGGAUGUCAUGACAGCAGACCACCUCAGAGAGAAAAAUAUCAUGCGGGCAGAUUUUAAUAAGACUAACGAGCUACUCAAGGAAAUAAAUUCAGCUUUGCAAAUGUCUUUGACCUACCCAGAAAACAAUAAAAAAAUCAAGAAACCACUCCUUCAUCUAAAGAAAAAAAGAAAAUUACACUUAACAGAAGAAUAAUCUAUUUAUAUGUCUUUUCUCUUUAAACUGUAAACUUAAGGGUUAAGAUUUUCUUUGGUAUGUUUUGUAUUGUUUUAAUGGAUUUUUAAAAAUAUUGUGGGUAUUAGAUGUUAAAUGAAAUCACAACUUUUUAUGUAAAUAUUUUAUAAUAAGUGCAAAUAAUUGGACAGUGGAUAAAGCCAAAUAACUAUUUGUGGUUUUAUUUUUUUAUUAUUUGCUUACCUAGGUUAGCUGAAUAGUUUUUUAAUACCUACGUUGGUCCUUUAUCAACCAAUUACUGGGGUAGAGGGUUGGGUUUUUGCUCUUAUUAACCUAUAAGUUGAUUCAAAAAGCUAAAGCAUUAUGUUUCUUUCUCAGAAGCUUCUUUUGAACAGGUGAAUAUUUCUGGUCAAUAUUCUGAAACAUUUGGUUUCUUGGAGACUUUCUUGGACUGAGAUUGAUGAUCCAAGGGAAUUUCUUUAAUAUCCACUUAAUAGAGGAUACCUACUAGUUUUAGUAAUGGUGGCACUUAGAGGGAAUAAAUCAGCUACACAACCUUUAAAUUUUUAAUUUAUCUAAUUAGUAAAGCUCUAUUUCUUAUCCUCCCAUGCCCCCAUUAAAAAAUAAAAACAAAACCUACAUAAAAAAAUAUGCAUGAUUAAGCAAAACAAACUGCUGGAUUGGCCAUAUCCAAAACAUAUAUGUCUUAGUUUGUACCCUAAGUCCUGUUGGAAGUAAUGAGUACUUACAGAUAAUCAUACUGCAUCAGAGUAUGGAUGAAGGCCUUUUAUUACAUUCUUGGAAGAACGGGCACCCUCACUUAUGCUCAGAGGAGUGCACCAGAGCAAAGCCACAGACAAGCAACUCCUUAGUAUGUUCUCCCUCCCCCCAUUACAUAUUCCUUUAUACAUCUCAUGUUUGAAAAUGGCAGUAGUCUCUGCCUUUGUGGCUUGUUAGCUAACAUUCAUGAGCUUAUUAAUACUGAGUAAGCAUACACAGUAGCCCUAAAAGUUCAGAUUUGCCCACUUUGCUGGCUUGGACCAGUUCCAACUGGUUCUAGCUAGCUAUCGACCCGUCCCCUCUCUCAUUCCUUUUUUUCUUAUCUUUGAGAAGAGCUAGAUAUCAGCAUUUUCUCUCAAUCAGUCACCUCUCUGUCGGGAAGUAGGUGUAGCAUGCUUCAUCAUUGGUUCUCCAGAAUCGAGUUUUAUGACCAUCUUAAGGAAUCCAUCCAAUGCAGGAGCUAAAGGAUCUAAACCAACAUACCUCCUGGAACCUCUGAUAAAAUCAGAAUGCACUUUAGUAUCACUGGAACUAAUUCACAGAGGAGACUCUGGAGCAACUUCCAGUUUUUGAUAUUUGCACUCAGGCUUUUUUCAGGCUCUAGUGAGUCCCAGAAGUUUCAUAGUUAACUCCAAGUUUAGGCUGGAAGUAUCAAGGCUAGCCAACAUUUAAAAAGCAACGUAAAAAAAAAUAACAAUUUUCCAUUUCCUAAAGAGAGAUUAUUAGCUAUACUAGACGCAGUUCUCUCCCAUUCUCCAGGUAACUGUAAUUCUCUACAUUGUAGAGCAGAACAGUUAUAGAUCUGCAGUAGUAUAAGAGAGUUUCCUUAUCAGAAGUUCCCUAUACCAAUAAAAUCAUAGUUUGAAACUAAUAAAUAGAAAUUAAUCAGUGCAGUGUUUUAAGCCUUUCUCCAAAUAUUCAAGAUGGUCUUACAGGCUGGCCACUAGAAAAUAAUUUUUUUUAGCCAUAGGAAACACAAGAAUAUGUUUACUUAAAAACAACAAAUAUAAAGGAAAGGCCCUUAAGCAUGUAUUUCUAAAGUGAUGGAAAUCAAGGGGCCAAAAAGAAACAGAAUACCAAGAAUCAUGUAUUCUUUAGGUAGUCUACAAGUAGCUUAACUUGUGCUGGUACUUUUAACGUUCAGUCAUUGGUGACCACUAAAUUGACAAUAGGAAAGGAACUAGAUAGCAUACAUUAAAAAUAGAACACAUAAAGAAUAAAAGGAUAGCUGAUGUUCUCCUUGGAAUGGCAAAUAAAAAAGCUGAUUUUAUCAUUCACCCAAAACCAACAAGAAGUAUAAUUUCUUAGGACACUGGAUUAUCUUGCUGUAGAGUGCUCACAAGUCUAAGCAAACAUGCCACCAUGAAAAAGAUAUCUUCAUCUAUUGCAGAGGAGAAAGAAGUAGAAAAGUAUAGAGAUUAUCUGGAUGCAUAUAUUAUUUGCUUAUUUUUUAAGUUGAUAGAACAAAAUAUAACAUGAAAAUAUGGGGAAGGAACAGGUAUACUUUCUCACAGAUGUUUUUCUCCAAUAGACCACAUCUUUAUUGUUAUACAGCUGACUGUGGAGUAUAUAGAAUGCCUAGGAUAUAUCUAUUACUUUUUUUUAAGAUAUUAUUUCAUAGAACAAAGGUCAUCUUUUAGGUAGGUAGCUCUCAAAUAAUGUGUCUCUCAUGUCUAUGUUAAAAUAGUAGAUGAUUUUAUGAGAGGUGCAACAAUAGAUAUGUCUUUAUUCAGAGCCCUACUAAAUAGUAACAACAAAUAAAGAUUAUCUUCCAAUCUGAAAUAUCAUAAUACACACAAGAUUCCCUGUUAACUGCAAGAUUUUUCAGUUCUACUCAUAAAUGUAAUUAUUUUAAUUGUGUCAAACCCAAGAAAAACUAUAAAGCCUCUUUGGUGAUCCAUAUUUAUCUCUUAGGUAGAUCAGUUUUGAACAUACUAUAAUGAAUAGAGAGAGCUAGCCUCAGAGAAAGACUUAGGUUCAAGUCCCACUUCUAACACAAUUGUUCUAUAACACUGGGCAAGUGAGGUAAUUUCUUAGUAUCCCCAGUAAACACUCUCAAACUAUAAGUUGCAGAAGAGUUAACCAUCUACAUUGUUAGAGGAAGUUUCCUGACCAGGAAGUCCUUCCGCCAGUAAAAUUACAGGUCUAGAUUCCCUCUUCUUCCCCAAAAGAUAAAGGUUAAACUUUCACAAUGGGGGAAAGUUGGUAAAAAAAAAAUAUUUCCCAGAUGAUAAAAUAUAGCUCAUAUAUAUAGCCCAUUGAGUUAGUGUGUAUGUCUAUAUAGUAUACAUAUAUUGUGCGCGCGCGUGUGUGUGUGUGUGUGUGUGUGAUUCUAUCUAUAGUUAGAUAGAGUUCAUACUGGUAGUAAAUAUCAAGGAUAGCCAAACUGCCCAAAGCAAUGUAAAAAGAAAGAUGACAAAAUUUAAACAUUUCCUAUAAUUGCUAGCCAUAUUAAAUGCUUGAUGUUCUAUAUAAUUACAAUUCUAUUUAUUUAAUUUUGAUAUAUGGAAUAAGAUACUGGUCUAAGCCUAAUUUCUGCCAAAUGCAGUCAUUCAUAUUUCCAUUGACCUUUGGGGGAGCAGAAAUGUUUAUCUCUUCUGAAAUUAUUGGCAUUCCAUAGUUCACAGUCAUAUUGGAUCACCAGAAGAAUGCUAAAUAUUAAAGGAUGGGCUUCUGUAGCAGUAAGCGACUUAGAAUCAUGGAAAGUUCCCUUCAGUUUCUCCAACAUGAUGCAACUUGAUCUCUUUACUUCUUUAUUCUGAGAGAUUUUUUUGAGGGAAGUGACAUCAAUGGUGUUUUUUUUUAAUCCUUGAAAUACCUUUUUUUAAAGGAUAAAAGAUAAUCAUUAACAGGUGGUAGCAUAUAACUAGUGAUAACACAUACAAAAAGUAGCAUAAAUCAAUGGCAUGAAAUAAAUAGGUCAUGUAACAGCAAUUAGAGACAAAGCCAGCUACAUUGAUAGCAUUAAGAUAUUUUUUUAAAAAGGCUUCCACUACAGUUCCUUUGAGGAUUUAUGGAAGCAUAUGGAUGAGGAUUACAUAGGAGAAGAAAACAUAGCAAGGUUCUGAUCUGCUUCAGUAAAGGGAAUACACACAUCAAUAAUAAUUCAGAUAAGUCAGUCCCAAUAAUGUUAGAAUUACUAUUCAGGUAGAUUUCAAUAACCCCAUGAGGGAGACAAGUAAUAAUCCUACUCCUGUAACUAUAAGAACACAUUGCGGGGGCGGCUAGGUGGCGCAGUGGAUAAAGCACCGGCCCUGGAUUCAGGAGUACCUGAGUUCGGGUCCGGCCUCAGACACUUGACACUUACUAGCUGUGUGACCCUGGGCAAGUCACUUAACCCCCAUUGCCCCGCAAAAAACAAAACAAAAACAAAACAAACAAAAAAAAGAACACAUUGCAUUGGACCUAUUGCUUCAGACCAGAAUAUAAAAUUCUACUUCAUGAGGACAAUGUGUGAAAAAAAAAAGGUUUUCAUUUAUAAAGUUGAAUUUGUAACUGGGUGAAAUAGUAUAUGCAAAGGGUAUUGAUUUGUGCAAUAAUAACCCAUCAAUGUGUGACUCUGUGUUUUAUUCUUGGCUUCAUUUUGUUCCAAGUUUUUGUCAGUGACUUGAUCAAAGAUACAGUAUGCUUACAAAAUUUGCAGCCCGUUGUUUGGUUUUUAAAAAGAUAACAUUGUUGGUUUGUCAGUUCAGAAACUUUCUAAUAGGAUUUUCCAAGUUAUUUCUAAAAUUCAAAUAUUUGUAUUAUUCUUCUUAAAGUGUUAUCCACCAGAAUUUAAUUUUUGGAGUGCCUGCCUAGGAUUAAAAAGAGAUUCAUGUUUCGUUAAUGAGAUUUCAACAGUGGAUCUAAUGAGUAGGAUCAGAAAACCACCUCUCCUUUCAAAUUCUUUUUAUGUUUAAUUUUCAUAAAGAUCUUUGUUUCAGGGGCACCUCUACAUGUACCUACCAUAGGGAAUACUUUGUUAUCUUAAUGUAUUCAUAAGGAAAGCUAUAAAAUCAGGUCAGAAUAAUUCCAAGUGGGCAUUGGUUAAAUGUAUGAAAGCUAAAACUUCUGUUUUCCUAAUAGAAUGAUGCUGGAGGCCUAAUAAUGCUGGAGGAAUGUUUGCAAGUCUAUAGUAUUGUGCCUGUGCUAUCUUCUUUUAAUGUUUUCACCUUUAUGUUUAAAAUUUAUUAUAUGUUCCACAAUUUAAUCAAAUCACUUUCCUUUAAGAAUUCAAUUACCUUAUUGCUAAUAAACUUAUUAGUGAUACUUCUAAGUUGAUUUUGUAUAAUGGAUUGAAUUGAUUGUAAUGGUUUUUCACUAUCCUUGGAUAUAAAUAAGACUCAGAACUAAUAUCCUUUCAUCACUGUCUCCUAAGUAUUUUGGUCAUACUUCAUGAAGUUGGCUUUUUCGUGCGUUUUGCUCUUGUGAUAAAGAAUGUUACAGUGACAUCUUCUGGCUCCAAUAAGAAUUUACUGCAGAUAAUUUUGGCUAGAAAGAAUCAGUAAAAGAAUCUUACAAUGCGGAUCUUGUUUAGGUAGCCCAGUAGGCCGGGAGUGCUUUUGCUAUUCCUACCCCAUUCGGUUGUUAAGAAGGCCUCCAGGGGCAGCUAGGUGGCGCAGUGAAUAGAGAACCGGCCCUGGAGUCAGGAGUACCUGAGUUCAAAUCCGGCCUCGGACACUUGACACUUGCUAGCUGUGUGACCCUGGGCAAGUCACUUAACCCCAAAUUGCCUCACUAAAAAUAAAAAAAAUAAUAAAAAUUAAAAAAAGAAGGCCUCCAGACAAUUUAAUCUAGAUAGCACCAAAAUAGGCUUGGCCUUAACUUAGGAAAAAGGGAGAACAAUCACCUUGUGAUUAGUUGUCCUGAUCUGCCCUACCAGAGUAGUAAUUUUGGCUAGGAAUAAGCUAGUCACCUUCUUUAAAACUCUUUUAAGAAUGCCUAUAAUGAAAUUCUGGUUAAGUUAUAAUUUUAUUAAUUUCAGUGGCUUUAUAAUUAUCUCUAUCAAUCCAGUAUUUUACAAGAUAAUUUCCAAUUAAAAACUGAACUAGGGACAGCUAGGUGGUGCAGUGGAUAGAGCACCGGCCCUGGAGUCAGGAGUACCUGAGUUCAAAUCCAGCCUCAGACACUUAACACUUACUAGCUGUGUGACCCUGGGCAAGUCACUUAACCCCAAUUGCCUCACUUAAAAAAAAAAAACUGAACCAAAAAGAGAGGAACAUUCAGAAUGAACAUUAUAUUUUUUCUAAUCCAAAGUAGUUGUAACUUGAAUUUUUCUCUUAAUAAUUAGGUAUAUAUAUUUGAGAGAUUUCUUCCCCAUCUCCAAGGAACUUUUUGAACUCUGUAGUACUAAAAGCAAACAGUUCCAAACUUAAUGUUCAUUAAAACAAGAAGUGUUAUUUCUAAACUUCUUUUCUACAAUAUCCCAUAAAUUCUAUAGUGAACAUACUCAGGAUUUGUCAGUUUCCAUGUGUAUGUGGCACACCAUGUGUGCAUGUACUUUCCUAACUCUGCUUCCAUAUUCUCAUUGGAUCUGUUAACACUUCUGCAUUGCCUCUGAUCACAAAAUAACUUCUUCAUUAUCUCUCAUAAUUUUAUUAGUGUUGCUAAUGCCAUCCAUGUCAGAAUUGGAAUGAAUUUUAUUCUGCCUGAUCCCUGAAAAAACUCUUUUAUGUUUCACAUAGCAUGGGUGACAUAUAAUCAUUAAUACUCUGUCAGCAAUAUACUAUUUAUUCAUACAGUUUGAGAAAUCUUAGUGUCAUUUGUGUAUGUCUUUAUUUCCCCUUCUAUAUCUGUUCCCUUUUCUCCAUACAGGCUCUAUCAAGUCUUUUUUCAGGGGAGGGGUGGAGGAUAGAGUCAAUCAUGUCAGGAGUUCCCAGUGAGGAAACUCCAUCCACCAAUGUAGUUAGGCAGCUUAUAUAGUCUUAGAAAGUUGCUUGGGGGGCCUAAGAUGUUGAUUCCCUCACAGUGACCCAGCUAAUAUGUAUGUGUCUGGAAGCAGGGGGGUGGGGGGGGGCCAGCUAGGUGGUGCAGUGGAUAAAGCACCAGCCCUGGAUUUAGGAGGACCUGAGUUCAAAUCCAGCUUCAGAUAUUUGACACUUACUAGCUGUGUGACCCUGGGCAAGUCACUUUAACCCUCAUUGCCCUGCAAAAAAAAAAGAAGACGACGACAGAAACAGGACCUGAAAUUCCUGACUCCAGAAGCCAACUUCCUAUAUUCAUUUUGCCAUGCUGCCUUUCACCAAAUUUUAUAUAAUG
Dromiciops gliroides (monito del monte) is the source of this 10590-nucleotide messenger RNA. RefSeq names its product family with sequence similarity 184 member A (gene FAM184A). The record is from RefSeq and is a predicted model, not a curated record. The transcript has 16 exons. Bases 547 to 3594 code for a protein of 1015 amino acids. Lineage: Eukaryota; Metazoa; Chordata; Mammalia; Microbiotheria; Microbiotheriidae.